CAAAGGAUGACAUCAUUCUUUAGAGUGUGGUCACUGGUGUGGGCCUUUUUUACGCUUAUUUGGGCUUUGGCUAGCUUGUCAACGUAUCAUCAAACGGCAAGGAUGACUUGUUGUUUCUGUUUGGACAAGCCUAUCAUUUUACUUCAAAUCUCGGGUGAUUGGGAAAGCCGCAUCUUGUGCACUUUUCCAGACGACACGCGUACAUGUACAAUUUAUUCAGAGGGCGAGGAUAUCGUCGAUCUCGCUGAAGCUCGCUGGAGCUUGGCAGGUUGGCAUGAAGACCUACAGUUUAUGAUAGUUUAUUAUCAUUUGGUCCUAUAACAUAUUCACGUUUAUUUCUGAGGAUGGACCUGCCCCUAUCUACUGAUAUGUAUACCUCAUACUAAAUACAAACUGCCCGGAAGUGAUUUGUGUCAGCAUAGUUUCGUAUGAGCCUCUUCGCUGAGACUUGACCAAGCAUCUCUGCGUUAUACACCGAGCCGUCACUUCUGGUCCUGACGCUUUGAAGAAUUCUUAUUUUUUUUGGUUUUUUGUUUUUGUAUAUCAGCCUUGCCCCAUAAAGUUUGUGGAUCCCCAGAGGAUGUGAGAGCGAGGAAGAAUCUAGAAAGGCCAGUCCGCUAUAAGAGUAGAGACCUUCUGUCAAUCCCCCUCCUUCCGCACCACACUCCCCAUCAAAAAAUAUUUAAUAAUAGUUUACCGUCUGUGGCGAAGGUUGAAAAACUUCCAGCCAUAUAAAAUAUCUCCCUAUCCCAACCUUUGUGGCAAAGGCAGAAAGUCUUCCAUAAACACAUCUUCCCACUUCCACCUCCAUCGUGAACAUGCCAUCCAACGCUACCGAACCUCAUAAUUCGACAAAACUCCCUAUUCCUGAUCUUCCCGAAGUGGGCCACACCGUAGAUUACGAAGACACCCCACGAUCCGAAGGAAGCCGCCGACACUAUGCUGGCAAUCAUCAUCCCGCAGAGGGUGACGGUUUGGUUUUGAGGUUCAAAAGUUUAACACGAGUCUUCUGGGCUGAAUUUUUCGGGACUGCGAUCCUUGCACUAUUCGGCACUGCCGCAAACAACCAGGUGGCUCUUAGUAAUUCGAGCGCAGUUUCAAACGCGCCUGCCGGGACCUACAUCUCAGUCGCGUUCGGAUGGGCUUUAGCUGUGAUGUUGGGCGUAUAUGUGUCAGGGGGAGUUAGCGGCGGGCAUAUAAAUCCCGCAAUCACGCUUGCAAUGGCAAUCUUUCGUGGCUUUCCCUGGAAGAAAGUUCCAAUCUACUGGGCCGCACAAUUGACCGGUUCUGUGACGGGUGCAGCUUUGACUUACUGGAACUACAGGCAUGCGAUCGAUCUAUUCGAAGGUGGUGGUGGUGCGCGAACGAUCGAGAAGACUGGGGGAUUGUUUUUUACCAAUCCGUUGAGUUCCGAUAAUCAAAAUAAUCAAGUACUUCUUUCGAAAUUAAAUUGCCCGCUGACCAACUCUUGCUUGAACAGAUUGCCUUACGUUUCCAACUUCAACUGUUUCUACAACGAGUUCCUGAUGACGGCCCUCCUCAUGAUUUUUGUCGUGGCCGUUGGUGAUGAGGGAAACACAGCCCCUCCAAAGAACAUGGGACCGAUCAUCAUCUUCUGGGUUGUAUUUGGAUUAGCUUCUACUUUAGGAAUGCAGACUUCCUUCUCCUUGAACCCAGCACGUGAUUUAGGUCCCCGACUGGUCACCUGGUUCGCGGGAUACGGAUCACACGUGUGGUCCGUUCGGUCCCACUAUUGGUUUGUUGUGGCUAUCCUUGGACCGGUUUGUGGUGCUAUCGUUGGAGCUUUUAUCUACGAUUUCUUCAUUGCAACCAAUCAGGUUACUUGCACGCUACACGGCAAUAACUCUUUCCCACCAUUUCUGGCGAAGUUCCUCCCCGCCAAGCGCAACCGACAGGAGCAACUUAACGGACUGGAAUCUGGACAAGCCUGAGCUCAACAAAGCUUGCUUCGGUUGGUUUCCAUUUGUCCUCAGCCUACGAAGAAAAAUUCAUUGAAAGAAAUGGUAUCAGUAUUCCAAUUUAGCAACUUCUGUCACAAAAAGAUGACCCAAUUCCUUUUAUCAGUAUCGUCUUGUCGUCGCUCCAUGCUGCUUGUUUUCUUUACUCUUCACAUGAUUUUCCAUCAGUUUCCUCAUUGAAAUGAAUCUCACAACGUCUCUAAAAAUCAGUGGCUGUAAACUCAAUACCCCAGCCUCAGGAGCUAACUGCUUCAAAAUUUGAAAGCCUGUCGGCACCUUUCUACAUUCUAUGCCGAUAAGAAUAUCGAUGAGAAGACAAUACUCACUUUAU
Molecule: messenger RNA, 2310 nt
Organism: Puccinia graminis f. sp. tritici CRL 75-36-700-3
Lineage: Eukaryota; Fungi; Basidiomycota; Pucciniomycetes; Pucciniales; Pucciniaceae
Exons: 17
Coding region: 819-1952 (377 amino acids)
Biological process (GO): water transport; glycerol transmembrane transport
Cellular component (GO): plasma membrane
Molecular function (GO): glycerol channel activity; water channel activity
Source: RefSeq, a predicted model, not a curated record